Messenger RNA from Histoplasma mississippiense, 1182 nucleotides. RefSeq lists its product with no specific name. NCBI's taxonomy places the organism in Eukaryota, Fungi, Ascomycota, Eurotiomycetes, Onygenales, Ajellomycetaceae. The transcript is spliced from 2 exons. The coding region runs from base 1 to 1182 and encodes 393 amino acids. Gene Ontology annotation, molecular function: protein binding. The record is from RefSeq and is a predicted model, not a curated record.
AUGGCAUCCGUUUCAUCGUUAGAUAAAGACCUUCGGAAUUUGCGGCUCUCCCGAUAUACGCCGCAGGCAGCCAAUGAAAUCCGGGAGUGGAUUGAGGAGGUACUCCAUGAGAAGCUGCCCAGUGGGGAUCUAUUAGAAUUGUUGAAGAGUGGAGUAAUUCUUUGUCGACUGGUUAAUCUCGCCGUUUCCCCGGGUGUCAAGUACAGAGAUUCAACAAUGCCCUUCGUCCAAAUGGAAAACAUAUCGCAUUUCCUCCGCGCAUGUCAAGUCGCGCCUCUGAAUCUCCAACCGCAUGAUGUAUUUCUUACUGUCGAUCUCUACGAAUCGAAAGAUCCUGCGCAGGUACUACAAUGUAUCCGCUCCUUUAGUAGGAGCGCCAACGCACUUCAGCCGGGGAAAUUUCCGCGAGCGAUUGGCAUUAAGAGUAAGAGCGACGCAAUGAGCCCUCAACUUACUGGAUCUAGCCAGGGCGCUGGCCUUGGGCCACCUUCUUACGCUCGAGUUAGAGGCGCUAGUAACGCUAGCGAAUCCCACUCGGCGACGUUUAGCACCAUUGGAAAGGCUCCAACAUCUGGACGAAGCAGCCCUUCGAAAGUCUCCUCCAAUCCCACAUCACCCAAACCUGCCAUUAGUGCCUGGACCAAUAAACAAGAAGAAAACACGACCAUACCAGCGUGGAAUAUACACCAAUAUGGAUACAUGGGAGGCGCAAAUCAGGGCAACCUUGGAAUAUCAUUUGGUGCUAGACGGCAAAUCACAAGCCCCAUGCCAGAUGUACCUAACCUAGCGGAGAAAGAGAGGAAGAGGCGAGAAAGAGAGGCUGAAGAAGAAAAGUUAAGGUUGCAGCGAGAAGACCAAGAGCGCCGACAACGGGCAGAGAUGGAGGAAGAAAGGCGCGCCAUCGCUGAAGAGGAACGCAGAUGGCAGGAGGAAACGCUACGACUGAGAGAGAAAGAACGGAAGGAAGCGGAAGAAGAGAAGAAUCGAUGGGCAGAGCAGCAGCGCAGAUGGGAGGAAGAGGAGCGUCGUCGAAACCUUGAGGAGAAGGAAGCGGAAGAACGCCUGGAAAAGGAACGACUAAGGAAAAAGGAAUUAAGUAACGCGCGGCUGAAUGGCCAAUUUCUAAGCCAGUAUCAAGCGUCUCAGGGCAAGGCAUCCGUUCCUGCAUCUAGUGAAAAGUGA